GGGAGAGGGGCCCGAGACGAGGCGCGGGACGGGCCUCGAAGGAGGCACAGUUUCGACGGCCGAGGGUUUCGGAAGGUGCGCCGUCGCUCUUAGCUGGGCCGUACCGAGACGGGGCGAAACGGUCGCUGAAUCAUCAAGUUGUCUGGUGCUGCGACGAGACGACGGAAGAGUGCAUAUUUGGUUAUUACUGUACAUAGAGCAAUGUUAUUCUUGAUGGUACUUGCCUGUCCUUUUCCUACAAGUGCUGCAUCAUGUAUUCCGCGCAGCAGAGAGAGAGAGCUGGUGAUGGAAUCACUCUCGGUAGGUGUACCCUCUCCGUACACAAAAACGGGAGAAGACACGCUGCCCCGGGGAGUCGGUGGAGGCGCUGCUUGAUAGGACGGCCGGUGAUGGAAGGGAAAGGCGAGGCGAAGCAAUCCCAAUCCCUCCCUCUGGGAAGCCUACCCGGUGGAUGCGAGACCGCCACCGAACCACCAGAAGCCAGACAGCUUAGCCAGCUGCAGUGGCAUCUUAUAAGUGAAUCGAAAAGAAGAAUAGCCGUGUCUCGCGUUGUUGCGGCCUCUUGCCGCCGACUGGGUUCUCCUGCUAUGUCUGGUCGACGGACCGCGCGAGUGUUUCUCCAUCCGAAGAAUCUGCUCGUCAACCACCACACUCAUGAAGAGCACCUGCGAGAGGUCUCCCGUGGCAGCCUCAGCAGGCGGGUGCAUGAAUAAUGGCCGCCGCUGGACUUGCUCGAUAGCUACUAGCCAACUUCAACGUAUCGGGCUGCGGCGAUGCUCCCGAGAGAGCGUUCCAAGGUUCUUUUUUAGCCCCAAGCCAUAUCUGCAUCUGCAUCUCCCCGUGCUGUGGUGAUCCCCAACUUAAUAAUAA
Westerdykella ornata is the source of this 870-nucleotide messenger RNA. RefSeq lists its product as uncharacterized. The transcript has a single exon. Bases 252 to 713 code for a protein of 153 amino acids. Lineage: Eukaryota; Fungi; Ascomycota; Dothideomycetes; Pleosporales; Sporormiaceae. The record is from RefSeq and is a predicted model, not a curated record.